UUGUUUGCGGCGCCCCGCUACCGUUCUCGCCUUUGUACUAAAUUAAUGCGUUUUUGGCUAAUCCAUGGAAUAACAAAUUGUGAACAACUUUGGUAAAUAAUGAAUUCAACAAUUUGUGUCCGAUGUGUACUCAAAGAUGCCGUUUAAAUAGUUAAAAAUCAACAAAAAUGAUUUGCGAACUUUGUAAUGGCUACCUCCGCGUCCCCCUCGUUCAUCAAUUGACUUGUCAGUGAAAAUAUUCGUGAAUAAUUCAAAAAGUUAAAACUGUUACCUAUAAUUUAUGGUAAUAUUGUGAUGUUUACCACAUUUUAUUUUGUUUUUCAUAUAUUGUAAUGAAUAUAGAUAAUCAAAGUGUUCUGUCGGCGGGGCACAGUACUUCAAAUACUGAGGGUAAUUCACAGAGGCCUGCCCCGACCACCUCUGUUCCAACAGAUCUUAGGGUUAAUACCACUGCACUGAAUGCUGUAGCACUCAGCAAUGUUGCUAAGUACUGGGUUUUGACAAAUUUAUUGCCUGGCCCUAUUCCGCAAGUAUCAGUUUAUGGUUUACCAGGUGCUAACAGAGAUAGCCAGGGAAAAGUAUCACAGGAUGGGAUGCUGAGUCAGCAUGCAGGCCUCCUUCAAGCAGAUCCAUUGUUGAUACAACAGCACACCCAAAUUCCAGUAAGCAUAGCAACCUCCCAAGGGAACUUAGGAAUACCGACUGGAAUACAACUUGAAAACACCCACGGUAUGUCUAAUCAUCACCAAAACGGAAAUGUGACUUCACAGAACCACAAUCAGAUAUCCAGAGAUGUCAGGAUACCACAAUCACACCAACAGAACCAACAACAUUCUGGACAACAAAACAUGGUUCAGGUCCAAGUUCAAGAUAAUUUGGUUUCCGUUAUUGAAGAUAGCAAGGACCAGAAAGAUAUCAUUUCGGCUCAGUUGCAGGCAAUACAGGCUGCUCAACUUCAUCUAAGUGAAAAUCAACUCAACCAACAAGCUUUAACAGUCCAACAAUUGCAGCACUUGCAAGUCCAACAAGUUUUGGACAAUGUGGUGAGAUCCCUUUUCAGUUUUGAGAUUAUCUGAGUGUUGGAGUAUAUCAUUAUUAGCUUACAAGCUGGUUGUUUCAAAAGCUUUGUUUGUUUUUAUGAGUCUACUUUAAAAUGUAA
Molecule: messenger RNA, 1159 nt
Organism: Leptinotarsa decemlineata (Colorado potato beetle)
Lineage: Eukaryota; Metazoa; Arthropoda; Insecta; Coleoptera; Chrysomelidae
Biological process (GO): regulation of transcription by RNA polymerase II
Cellular component (GO): nucleus
Molecular function (GO): RNA polymerase II cis-regulatory region sequence-specific DNA binding; DNA-binding transcription factor activity, RNA polymerase II-specific
Source: RefSeq, a predicted model, not a curated record